Xenia sp. Carnegie-2017 is the source of this 652-nucleotide messenger RNA. RefSeq names its product ras GTPase-activating protein 1-like. Bases 305 to 637 code for a protein of 110 amino acids. Gene Ontology annotation, biological process: regulation of GTPase activity. The record is from RefSeq and is a predicted model, not a curated record. The transcript is spliced from 8 exons. Lineage: Eukaryota; Metazoa; Cnidaria; Anthozoa; Malacalcyonacea; Xeniidae.
ACAAGCGGAGAGUUCUUGAUUUCUGAGCACAAUUCCUCGUUGAUGAUAUCAAGUUUAAUGAAGGGCAACACUAACGUAUUAGUGAACACUAUGCUAGUCUGCUAAUCGGUGCGGUGCAAGGAAAUCCAGUUGAUUGAUGUGAACUUAUUUUGUCAAGUGGGCUGCGCAAGUAUUCAGUCAUACAUUAUAGAUCAAUCCGGCCAGACUUGGGAAAGACGAGAAUGCGGUUGGUAAUUUGACAUCGUUGAUAGAAUUUCUUGACGAAGCUUUAGAUUCGAUCGUAAACUCAACAGAUAAAUGUCCAAUGUUAUUACGUUAUCUUUUUGGAUGUUUACAACGAACCGUGCUUGAAAAAUGGCCAGAACAUGAAACAUUAAAAACAAGAGUUGUCAGUGCGUUUUUAUUUUUACGUUGUUUCUGCCCGGCCAUCAUGAAUCCAAGAAUAUGUAAUAUGAUGUCAGAUACACCUUCGCCCAUGGCCAGCCGGACUUUAACGAUGGUUGCCAAGUGUUUACAGAAUUUAGCCAAUUUAAUAGAAUUUGGGGCCAAAGAACCAUAUAUGAUUCCUCUUAAUCCAUUUAUACAAAAGAACAAGCCAAGAUUGAUAAAGUUCAUCGAUGAUCUUUCGUGCAUGUGAAAAGCAUACGAUAUA